GCGCUGCGCGCGCAGGCAUGCGCAGAGAAUUCGGCGCGCGAAAGCUACAGCCGGAAGUGAGAGCAGCUGAACACAAACGGCGGCCAGUUUGGGUUUUGAACCUCUCACACAAAUUCUAUAAUCUGUUAACAUCUGCUUUAUUAUGGCAGACCAGAAGGACCAGGAAGACCAUGAAACCACUGGAGACGGUGCCGAGGACACCAAUCACGAUCCCCACUUUGAGCCCAUCGUGUCUCUUCCUGAGCAGGAUGUUAAAACAUUAGAAGAGGAUGAAGAGGUGCUCUUUAAAAUGCGGGCCAAACUAUAUCGUUUUGCCUCUGAGAAUGAUCCUCCAGAGUGGAAGGAGAGGGGGACUGGUGACGUGAAGCUGCUGAAACACAAAGAGAAGGGCACGAUCCGCCUCCUGAUGAGGAGAGACCGAACCUUGAAGAUUUGUGCCAAUCAUCAUAUCAGCCCUCAAAUGGAGUUGAAGCCCAACGCCGGCAGUGACAGAGCGUGGGUGUGGAACACACUAGCAGAUUAUGCUGACGAAUGCCCCAAACCAGAACUCCUGGCAAUACGCUUUUUAAACGCAGAAAAUGCUCAGAAGUUCAAGGCGAAGUUCGAUGAAUGCAAAGAGGAGGUCAAAAAACAACUAGAGGGAUCAGGCAACGCUGAUAGUGCAAACAAGGUGGCAGAGAAGCUGGAGGAGCUCUCAGUAAAAGAUAAGGCAUCUGAGGGAAAGAAGGAAGAGGUCAAAAAGGAGACCGAGAAGAAUGAAGAUGAGAAAAAGGAGGUGAAAGCUGUGGAGAAGAAUUAAGAACCAAGAACUUGCUUUGCUGAUCUUCAGUUUUUUUUUUUCAGUUUUUCCUCUUUUUCUACAAUAGACUAUAUGAACUGAAUUUGGACUCUUGCAUAUUAGUUUUUUUUUUAUCUGUUUUGCCUCAAGAUCACAAGUCCUUCAAGCCACUGGAGAAAAUAUCAGAUGCUAAGUUUAUAACAAAUCUUUUUUCUCUGACCCUGUUCCCGCGUUGCUCAGUGGAAGCCCUCACUUUCUACCCUUACUUUCGAGAGUUCAACAUUACUAUUGACAAACUGUGAAAAGAGGCUUGUGGUAGCAAUGAUUCCCACAUUGGGGUAUUUGUUUUGUUAUUUUAAAGCAGAGUUCAUUUGUAGGGUGAGAGGAUAAUGUAGCCUGCUCUUUAGCAGCACCAGGUCAGGAACCAGGCAUUAUGGAGGUGCAUUGUAAAGGUGAAACCCACUGGUGACACUCUGUGGGCCUGUGCAUCCUGUCCACACUUCCACUAUUAGAUCACAAGGUAAAAACUUCUCUUUGAGGUAAUUGUCUCUUGGAUUCCUCUUUGCUCAGUUCAGUUGGCUGACUACAAGAGGAUUUCCCUCUGGACGGUUGGAGAGUGUCAGAUGAGUGUUACAAGAUCAAAGUGUCCACUUAUGGGUUAAAGACGGAUAACAUGCACUUAAUUAAGAAUCUCAUAUUUGCUUCUUUUAGUCUUUAAAUUUAUUAAGUCCAAAGUAAAAACAGUUCAUCCAUUUGUGCAGCUUUUUUUCUUCACUCAUGUUCCUGAUCAGGAGACUUAGUUUGUAUGUUUUAGCUCAUGACAUUCCCAGACUUCAUAGCAUGUAAAGUGUAUGUAAUGGAGUGUGCCCCAUUUGAUCUGUGUGCUCACCGCCCACUCCUUUUCUUUCCACCCAACAAGUUUUCAGCCUUGACUCUUCAGUGCAUCCAAGUGCCAGUGCAUCUGUAAAUACAUAUAUAUGGAUGAAAUGUUGCUCUUCGUUUGCACUCAGAUGAUCUGAAAUGUUUCCUCCAACUUCAAAUAAAAGCUGGUAAAGAUCA
Messenger RNA from Girardinichthys multiradiatus, 1837 nucleotides. It is a transcript of the gene ranbp1, whose product is annotated as RAN binding protein 1. Gene Ontology annotation, cellular component: nuclear pore; cytoplasm; centrosome. NCBI's taxonomy places the organism in Eukaryota, Metazoa, Chordata, Actinopteri, Cyprinodontiformes, Goodeidae. Gene Ontology annotation, biological process: nucleocytoplasmic transport; positive regulation of mitotic centrosome separation. The transcript is spliced from 6 exons. The record is from RefSeq and is a predicted model, not a curated record. Bases 143 to 799 code for a protein of 218 amino acids. Gene Ontology annotation, molecular function: GTPase activator activity.